Pectinophora gossypiella (pink bollworm) is the source of this 1994-nucleotide messenger RNA. RefSeq names its product cytochrome P450 4d8-like. The coding region runs from base 150 to 1688 and encodes 512 amino acids. NCBI's taxonomy places the organism in Eukaryota, Metazoa, Arthropoda, Insecta, Lepidoptera, Gelechiidae. The transcript is spliced from 10 exons. The record is from RefSeq and is a predicted model, not a curated record. Gene Ontology annotation, molecular function: monooxygenase activity; iron ion binding; oxidoreductase activity, acting on paired donors, with incorporation or reduction of molecular oxygen.
GGACCAUUUGGACAAGGUCAGUGCCUCAGUGGCAAGGUUAUAUGCAUUAAGCAUAAUAAUGAAUACGAUUCUCGGCUAAUUUGGCAAUACAAUUUCAGUUUCUCCGUAAGCUAGUCGUCACAUAGGUACAUGUUUGUAGAUUUUUUGCAAUGUUGGUGUAUUUAACUGUGUUUGUUAUUAUCUUGUUCAUACUAACGUUAAAAGUGAAAAACAGAAAAUAUGAACAACUAAAGAAUACAUACCGUCAUGAAUUGCCAUCUUUUCCUCUCGUAGGAAUAAUAUACUCAGCCAUUGGGAGCAGUGAAAAAACUAUGCAAUUCAUAAAAAUGAUGGGCCGUGAGGCAAAUCGAAAAGGUGGUCUUAUAUGCGACUGGAUUGGACCUAGUUUAUAUUUAAUGGUAUCGGAUGCUGAAGUGGCAGCGCUUUUUUUAAAAACAUCUCUGGAAAAGGACGACUUAUUUAGAAAAGUGGCAACUUUUUUAAUCGGUGAUGGAAUAUUUUCUGCACGAGUUCCAGAAUGGCGCACUCGACGCAAGAUUUUGAAUCCAACAUUCAAUACAAAAAAUUUAAAUAAAUUCGUUCAUAUAUUUUCAAAGCAAUCCCAAAUAAUGGUACAACAGCUUCGAUGUAAAGCAAAUGCUCAACCGUUUUCAGUCUGGAGAUACAUCGCUGCUAACAACAUGUAUUCUGUUUGCGAAACCGUGAUGGGCGUUCAACUGGAAGCUCAAGAACGGUCUGAGCAUCCAUUUUUGACAGCUUUUGCGGAAGCAUUUCACUUAUCCGCUGUCCGUAUGUUCCGGCCUUGGCUCUACAGUGAAUUUGUGUACAAACUCUUUCCUACCUAUAAAAUACACAAAAAUGCCAAACGUGCUAUGUACGAAUUCAUCAGUGGUGUGAUACAGUCGAAACGUAUACAAAUUCAGGAGGAAAUUAAUAAAACGACUCAUGCUGGAGAACAACCCAUGAAAACAUUUUUGGAGAUGUUGAUUGAGUCAUCACAAGAAGAGGGAGGAUAUACUAAUGAGGAAUUGUCAGAUGAGACAAUGGCCUUGAUGUUGGCCAGCACGGAUACUUCUGCUAAUGCUGCUGCUUUUACCUUAAUCAUGUUGUCCAGACAUCCUGAAAUACAGCAAAAGGUCUUUGACGAGUUAAUGGAAGUGUUCGGCGAUGCCAAAGGACCAGUAGUUCCAGAAGAUCUCCCAAGACUCAAGUAUUUGGACAUUGUUCUCAAAGAAACAUUAAGACUUUUCCCUCCAGCGACUUUAAUAAUGAGGAAAGUAACAGAAGAUGUUACAUUACUAUUUUUAGCGUCAGGAGUAACUGUUCCUACGGGCUGUGGUGUUAUGAUAAACAUCUGGGGUGUGCAUCGCAACCCUACCUACUGGGGCGAGGACGCGGAGGAGUUCCGACCAGAAAGAUUCCUGGAUACACCGUUCAAGCACCCAACGCAAUACAUGCCAUUCAGCGUCGGACCAAGGAAUUGUCCAGGUCACCAGUAUGCGAUGAUGUCAAUGAAGACCUUUCUAGCGAUGACAUUGAGGGAGUACCGCGUGCUACCACCCACGCCACCAGAUGAAUUCAACCGCUACCCUCCUCUUCGACUUACCUUUGAGCUCUUAAUGAAAGACGCCGAUGGGUUUAAAAUUUGCUUGGAACCAGUAAAGAGAAUACAAGAUGAAUGGAAUUAAACACUCUUUUGUCGUUAAGUAUUAUUUUUAAAAUAUUUGCAAUAUUCGUCGUCGUCGUUCAAAUAAAUAUAAUACCUAUGUUUUUUUUUUAUUCCGCUUUUCACUUACGUACUUUUUUACUUUUAUUAGUCUAUUUCUAUUUCUGACUAAGUAGACGAUCUACGGUUUCAAUUUAUGAAACCACAAUCUCAACUACAAUUUACUGUGCGUGAACCAUUUUAUUCAAUUACAUGUACUUGCUAUACUUACCUACUUCAUCAAAUUAAGGAAAUGAAAAUAAAUAAGUUAAUAUCCUUUGUAUUUCAA